Messenger RNA from Chenopodium quinoa (quinoa), 459 nucleotides. Its product is annotated as glutaredoxin-C9-like. NCBI's taxonomy places the organism in Eukaryota, Viridiplantae, Streptophyta, Magnoliopsida, Caryophyllales, Amaranthaceae. Bases 67 to 459 code for a protein of 130 amino acids. The record is from RefSeq and is a predicted model, not a curated record. The transcript has a single exon.
AAACAUUCUCUACCAAAAUACUUCUCCCAAAACAUCUCACUACUACAUACAUCACUAAGAGAAAUAAUGGCAAUGGUGAAAGAGCUAAAAAUGGCUCAAGAAAUUGGUAACAACAACAACAACAGCAACGGUAUGAUGGUCAUGAUGUACGACAAAGUGAAAGGCGUGGUAGGCGAAAGCGCGGUGGUGGUGUUUAGCUCUAGUGACUGUUGUAUGUGCCAUGUAGCGAAGCGCCUUCUCUUUAGCCUCGGUGUUGGCCCUACUGUUAUCGAGCUUGAUUCGGACAAGGGUAGUGCUGAGAUUCAAGCUGUGUUGUACCAACUCUCCGGUGAGCAUCAGCCGCUUCCGGCGAUAUUUGUUGGUGGAAAGUUUUUAGGUGGCAUUGAGUCUCUUAUGGCUUCUCAUAUUAAUGGUUCUCUUGUUCCUCUCCUUAAAGAGGCUGGUGCACUUUGGCUCUAA